Molecule: messenger RNA, 1911 nt
Organism: Setaria italica (foxtail millet)
Lineage: Eukaryota; Viridiplantae; Streptophyta; Magnoliopsida; Poales; Poaceae
Product: O-glucosyltransferase rumi homolog
Exons: 7
Coding region: 133-1785 (550 amino acids)
Source: RefSeq, a predicted model, not a curated record
CCUCUCCUCUUCCACCAGCAGGCGGACCCAAGAAGAGCAGAGUCUGACGCGCCGGGAGGAGACAGCGAGAGUUCCCGGCCCUGACCGCCCGAAACGAAGCGGUGGACGAGGGAGGGGAGUAGCCGCUCGGCGAUGGCUUCGACGGCCGCGGCGGUGAUCCCUGACGGGCGGCGGUGGGGCAAGGGCGCGGGAUCUCCGUCGUCGCCGGUGACGACGGCCAUCUUCCUCUUCCUCUUCGUCGUCGUGGUCGGCGUCCUCGUGUCCGCCCGCUGGAUCACCACCACUACUCAUCUGGCAAUCACAAAUCUGGAUCAGUGGCGCUCAAAGCCGGCAAUUCUGACCGCGACGCAGACCACCUCCAUCCCGGCCAUCCCCACCGCGCCGCCGCCGCCGCGGGCGACCUACUCCCUCUCCUGCUCGGCGCCGCCGCUUCCCCGUGACCCUGACAUACCCAGCAACAUUUCCCAGACCCUCGACCUCGUGCUCUCCUCCAACGCCUCCUCCACCUCCACCUGCGCCGCCAUCCCCGAUCCGCCGCCGCUCCCCGCCACCGCCAACGCCUCGUCAACCUGCCCCGCGUACUUCCGCUACAUCCACGAGGACCUCCACCCAUGGCGCGCCGCGGGGGGUAUCACCCGCGCCAUGGUCGACCGCGCACGCGCCACCGCCAACUUCCGCCUCGUCGUGAUCCGGGGCCGCGCCUACAUCGAACGCAUCGCGCCGGCGUUCCAGACGCGCGACCUCUUCACCAUCUGGGGCAUCCUGCAGCUGCUCCGGCGCUACCCCGGCCGCGUCCCUGACCUCGACCUCAUGUUCGACUGCGUCGACUGGCCCGUUGUGCACGCUGACCAGUACGAGGGGGAGAACGCCACCGUAUUGCCGCCGGUCUUCAGGUACUGCGGUGACAACGAGACGCUCGACGUCGUCUUCCCAGACUGGUCUUUCUGGGGCUGGCCUGAGAUCAACAUAAAGCCAUGGGAUGCUCUGCAGAAGGAAUUGGACAGUGGCAACAAGAGGGUGAGAUGGAUGGAUAGAGAACCUUAUGCUUACUGGAAAGGGAAUCCAGAUGUUGCAGCUACAAGGCAGGAGCUCGUUAAAUGUAAUGUCUCCAGUGAGCAUGAAUGGAACGCACGGAUUUACAAACAGGAUUGGCUCAAAGAGAUCAAGGCAGGAUACAAACAGUCAGAUUUGGCUAGUCAAUGCACCCAUAGGUACAAGAUUUAUAUUGAAGGAUCAGCAUGGUCAGUCAGCGAGAAGUAUAUUCUAGCUUGCGAUUCAAUGACACUAGUGGUUAGACCAAAAUACUAUGAUUUCUAUUCAAGGAUGCUGAUGCCCAUGCAACAUUAUUGGCCAGUUCGGGAUGACAAUAAAUGUAUCUCAAUCAAGUAUGCUGUUGACUGGGGCAAUUCUCACAAACAGAAGGCACAGAGAAUAGGAAAGCAAGCAAGCAACUUCAUUCAAAAAGAGCUCAGUAUGGACUAUGUAUACGACUAUAUGUUUCACCUCUUUACUGAGUACGCCAAGCUCCUAAGGUUCAAGCCAACCAAACCACCUGAAGCUGUUGAGGUCUGUUCCGAAUCUUUGGCUUGCCAAGCUGUAGGCAAUGAGAAGAAGUUCAUGGAGGAUUCCAUGGUGAGGUCCACCAGCGAUGCUGGUCCAUGCGACCUACCGCCUCCUUUCAGUCCUGAGGAAUUCAAAGCGCUACAACGUAGAAGGGAGAAGUCAAUGAAACAGAUCGAAACAUGGGAGCAGAAAGCUUCCAAGCCCGUGGAUAGCAAGCCAUGAGGGCUUCAUGCAUUCCAGCCCUAAAGAGAGGUUCAUAUAAAAUGCGUGGUACAUAGCCAAUUUUUGUAAUGGCAAUAAUUACAGGCAUUUUGUUAUAUGAGGAUUGAAUCAAAUGUGUUUAACCUA